Molecule: messenger RNA, 903 nt
Organism: Dentiscutata erythropus
Lineage: Eukaryota; Fungi; Glomeromycota; Glomeromycetes; Diversisporales; Gigasporaceae
Source: the annotation of a GenBank genome assembly
AUGGAAACCACAAACCCAAAACUGAAUCAAGCAAUACUCAUAGAUGCAGAAAGAAUUUUCACACCAAAUGGUGGCCCUGAGUUCUUACAGGACAAUCUGUACAACAAUACAGACAAACCAAUCGACAUUGCAGCUAUAAAGGACCAACUAAAAUCAUCAGAACUAGAUAUAGACCCGACAGAACAAAUAGAUACAGAACCAAACCAGGAUGGAAGGAAAGUGACACCAUCUUAUAAACAAAUACUAAUGAACACCACCUAUGCUAAUGACUCCUACGUGGAACUUGAAACAAAAUGGUCAAAAGUUAUGAUAAAGUUCACGCAUAGCAAACAAGAAGAAUGUUGUAACGCUUAUACCUGGGAUAACAAAGCAAUUAGUGAAGCAACCCACAAACUAGAGUCCUUCGAAAAGUUCUUGUGUCAUAAAUAUACAACAAUUCUGACAGAGAGUGAAAUUCCUCAUACAAUUAAAAUCAAAAUUAAACAUAUAGACAAAUUCUUCUUUUACACCUUUACACAGAAUCAUAAAGCAAAACCAGCACAUCACAAAAAGAAAACUUCCACAAGACCCCAAAAACUUACACUUAAAAACAACAUUCACUUUCCCAAUCAACAUGUAAAUUCUACAGAGAAACCUAACCUUCCCCAAGACUAUAAAGAAAUAGAAGGAUUCAAAAUAAUUAUUUCAAUAACCUUCAUAGAACAAGUAGCAGAUAUAGCAAGAAGAUUAAAAACCAAAUAUUACUUCUACAGAAUACCAGAAAACUGGAUUAAAAUCAAAGAAACACACAGUAACUCACCACACAAUAUCAACAACUUACCAAACACUAUCGAAGAAUUAAAAGCAGAAGUGAGAAAAAAACAGCUGGAGCUAAUUAAUAUAAUACCUAUAGUAAGACACUAG